AACUAUCAAUCAAGUAGCAAUGACAAGCGACGACUUACCCCCAUUGGAGGGUGUCAAAUAUUAUUUUGUUGUACAGAAAUUCUGUUUUACGGCAAUCGGUGUUGAUGCCCUAUCGGCCAGGCGGACCAUAGUCAAUGGAUUUCUUUUCUGGAUACCCAAUAUAGUGCAAUUUAUUCUCAGCCAACUGUUGACUUUGUACUCUCUGCAGCAUUUGGAGGAUAUGAGUCUUGUGACGGAUGCCAUGGCACCUGUGUGGCAAGUUUUGAUGGCCAACAUGAAAAUGGCCCUGUUUUUGUGGCAUAAAAAGGAGAUGAAGAAAUUGGUGAGAGAUUUGUGGCUAUGGAAUUUGGAAGCUACCCCGGAUGAAUUGAAAAUCCUUGAGGUAGAGAAUCGCAAAGACACAAUGACGUCUUUUAGUUUUUAUAUGACGGUCCUUACCACCGGCAUUUUGGCUUUGACUUCUCCAUUUUUUAAAGCCUUUUAUCGCUACUUGAAGGGAGACAAUUAUUGGGAUGCUUUGGAAACACCUCUGAAAGGGAGGUUCCACACGACCAUUCACUGCGCCGGUAUAAGUGUCAAAUUAAGUAAGCCAACCACAUCAACGGAGCAUUGUACCGUGGCUAUAGGAGAGGAAACCCCAUCAAAAGAGGUAAUAGAUACAAUGACAGCUACGAAUAAUGUAUCCCCCAGACCUAAAUUCUUAAACGAUGAAUUGAGUAAAACGCAAUGUGAGAUCGUUGAAAAUUUUCUGGCACAGGAACUCCCUAAGUUCCAACAAUUAAAUGGCCUAUCGUCAAUAGCUGAACAUAAGAUUGUAAUGACCGACGAUCGACCCAUUAAAUUAAGAUAUGCUCCGCGAAAUCCUGCAAUGCAAGCCGUGAUUAAUGCCGAAGUGAGAAAGCUCGAAGAACGAGGAUGUAUAGAGCCGUCUACAAGCCCAUACUGUUUCCCCAUCACAUUAGUCAGAAAGAAAAAUGGGAAUUGGAGAACUUGUAUGGAUUUUCGCCAAUUGAAUAAACGUUCUGUUCCAGAUGCCUACCCUUUACCCCGCAUCGACACAAUACUGAAUCGACUACGGGAUGCCAAAUACGGAAAACAUUGGAAAUGGGGUCCCGAACAACAAGAAGCAUUCUCAGACCUAAAAGCAAAGUUAACUGAAGCCCCCGUUCUGGCUUGUCCGGAUUUCACAAAGACGUUCAUAUUGCAAACUGAUGCCAGCAACUAUGGCCUUGGAGCAGUUCUAACACAGGAGUUAGAUAACGUGGAACGUGUCAUAGCCUACGCCAGCAGACAUUUAAAACAGGCUGAAAAGAACUACUCAGCGACUGAAAAGGAAUGUCUAGCCAUACUGUGGGGCAUCAGACACAUGAGACCCUAUUUAGAGGGUUACCAGUUUAUAUUUUUGAAAAUUUCCAAAUUAGUUCCAACUGGUGGAGGGUAUUCAUUUACUUAUUUUAUUUUCCACCAUAUUUUUCGCAGUUACUUUAUUGAUCCGAAGGAAACCUACAUGGGCUAUUUCAUUGCCUAUAUGUGGGCUUUCAUUGCCAUCUACGCGGUGCUCAAUACUACCCUGGCUGCGGAUAGUUUAUUCUCGUGGAUAGUACACAAUAUAUCGGCUCACUUUUGGAUACUUCGCGAACGUUUGAAGUCGAUAGCAGCUACCAAUAGAGAAGGUUCGCAUGGCUAUGGAAAAUUUCGAAAAUCAAUUGGCGACUGUGUUCGUUAUCAUCAACGAAUUAUCGAUACCAUCGAUGAAUUCAAUGAGGUCUUCAUGAUGAUCGUUUUCGUUAAGUUUCUCAUUAGCUGUAUUCAAAUUGCCUUUCUCGCUUUUCAAUUUGUUCGUGGCGGAGACUUUGCUGGACAGGUUUUUCAUAUGUUGUUCCUAAUGUCCAUAUCCAUUCAAAUGAUGUUGUAUUGUUAUGGCGGUCAGAGGAUUAAGGACGAGAGUGCUUCCAUUUCCGUGGCCAUUUAUGAACAUUUCCAUUGGGAUGUAUUGUGCCCCAAGUCAAGAAAGUUGUUGCUCUUACCCUUGGCCCGGUCCCAGAAACCUUGCAAACUGACCGGAGUUUUCUUCAUAGCCGAUUUGAGUUUAUUUUUAUGGGUCUACAAGACGGCAGGUUCUUUUGUAACCUUAAUGAUGAGCGUAUCCGAUACCAGCAAGUAAUAUUUUGCAUCCAUUGAAUUUUCAAUUCAGUGGUAUUUAUAAAAAAAUACCAAUUUAUUUUAAAUUAAGAUAAUAAAUGGAAUCGAGAAGGAAUAUGCCACUCUGAAA
This is a messenger RNA of Musca domestica (house fly), 2272 nucleotides long. RefSeq lists its product as uncharacterized. Gene Ontology annotation, cellular component: plasma membrane. Gene Ontology annotation, molecular function: olfactory receptor activity; odorant binding. The coding region runs from base 20 to 2164 and encodes 714 amino acids. NCBI's taxonomy places the organism in Eukaryota, Metazoa, Arthropoda, Insecta, Diptera, Muscidae. The record is from RefSeq and is a predicted model, not a curated record. The transcript is spliced from 7 exons. Gene Ontology annotation, biological process: sensory perception of smell; detection of chemical stimulus involved in sensory perception of smell.